AACUGGAGAUAAAUCCGGAGCCGUGUUUUCUAUUUGUCCAAACGAACAGGCCGAUGCCGCUCGAUUCUUGCCCAAAUUGUACAUUUUCCCAGUGAAAUCCAUCCAGAAUGCGACGCGUUCUUGCGAUUCGCCCUGUUUGGAUCCACCGAGACUCAGAUCUUGCCCCCCUUUCGUCUCUCGGCGAUCCAGUCCCCACCCAUUCAACUCUCUAGGUUUCUCUCUCGAUUUUGAUUGCCCUGUCUCGCGAUUCAGGGAGAAAUGGCGCUGGGCCACACGCGGCUCGACGUCCGGCGGCUGCAGCAGCACUCCUCCUCCUACUGCUCCGCCACCACCGUCGUCGUCUUCGUCGCGCUCUGCUUGGUCGGCGUCUGGAUGGCCUCUUCCAUGCUCGUCACGCCCGCCGACUUCUCCCCCUUCCAGCCCUCAUUGCCGCGUCGUCCCGUCGCAACUCCAGCGAAGGGCGACUCGCGGCCCGUCGUUAGAGAAGAAAGCGCCGAGGAGAAGCCUGAGGACGCCGUGCCUGCGGAUGAGGCCACAGAGAAAACAACAAAUCAGCCUGGUGAACAACAGAGUGUGCCAGAGCUCAAGGAGAAGCUGGAUGAGGAGCAGGAGGCAAAGAAGAAGGGGGACAAGCCUCAUGAACAGAAUGUGUUCAAGCCCGACGUGGAGCAGGAGGCGAAGAAGGAGGCCGAGGUGUUUCCGGAUGCCAGUCAAGCCGAGCUUCUCUACGAGACAGCUACGGAGCCGGGGCCAUGGCGCACGCAAGCUGCCGAGUCCAACAUGGAGACCAAGGAGAAAACCACCGCAUCGAGUAUCCCGGCGAGUUUUAGCUGGAAGCUCUGCAAUGUUGAGGCUGGAGCUGAUUACAUUCCGUGCCUUGACAAUGUGGAAGCGAUCAAGAAGCUUCGGAGUGACACGCACUACGAACACCGAGAAAGGCAUUGCCCUCAAGAGCCUCCUACCUGCCUUGUUCCUCUGCCGAAGGGUUACAGGAGUCCAAUAAGAUGGCCUGAGAGCAGAGAUCAGAUAUGGUACAACAAUGUUCCUCAUACUAAGCUGGUAGAAUACAAGGGACACCAAAACUGGGUUAAUGUCUCUGGGGAUCACCUAAUCUUUCCGGGAGGCGGAACUCAGUUCAAGCGUGGUGCAUUGCAUUAUAUUGAUUUCAUUCAGGAGGCAAAGAAAGAUGUGGCAUGGGGAAAACGAACUCGUGUAGUUUUAGAUGUUGGCUGUGGAGUUGCUAGCUUUGGAGGAUAUCUGUUUGACAGAGAUGUACUUACUAUGUCUUUUGCACCUAAAGAUGAGCAUGAAGCUCAGGUGCAGUUUGCUCUUGAGAGAGGAAUCCCUGCUAUAUCAGCUGUUAUGGGUACAAAAAGGCUCCCAUUUCCUGGUAGGGUCUUUGAUGCUGUUCAUUGUGCACGCUGUAGGGUACCAUGGCAUAUUGAAGGUGGUAAGCUCUUGCUAGAAUUGGAUAGACUGUUAAGGCCUGGUGGUUACUUUGUGUGGUCUGCUACUCCUGCAUACCAGAAACUGCCAGAAGAUGUUGAGAUAUGGCAAGCAAUGUCUGCUCUAACAAGGUCAAUGUGCUGGAAAAUGGUCAAUAAAGUAAAGGAUAGGCUAAAUCGAGUUGGUGUAGCAAUUUUCCAAAAACCAAUAGACAACAGGUGCUAUGAUGGAAGAUCUGCUGCAAACCUUCCACUGUGUGGAGAAUAUGAUAAUGUUGAUGCUGCCUGGAAUGUUUCAUUGGAGUCUUGUAUACAUAAAUUGCCUGUAGAUCCGGCCAUUCGUAGUUCACGUUGGCCGGAGGAAUGGCCAUUGAGAUUGGAAAGAGCACCUUACUGGCUGAAGAGCUCUGAGCCUGGAGUCUAUGGAAAGCCUGCUCCUGAAGAUUUUGAAGCAGAUUACGAUCACUGGAAGCGGGUCAUAAGCAAUUCGUAUAUGGAUGGCUUGGGUAUUGAUUGGUCUGCUGUCAGGAAUGUGAUGGACAUGAAUGCUGUAUACGGAGGGUUUGCAGCAGCUUUGCGAGAUGUGAAGGUGUGGGUCAUGAAUGUAGUUCCAAUCGACUCGCCCGACACACUCGCGAUCAUAUACGAGCGUGGGUUGUUUGGACUCUACCACGACUGGUGCGAGUCGUUUAGCACGUACCCGAGAAGCUAUGAUCUUGUGCACGCAGAUCAUAUUUUCUCCAAGGUUAAAAAGAGGUGUGGACUAUUGAGUGUGAUAGUGGAGGUGGAUCGGAUGGCGAGGCCAGAAGGGAGGCUGAUUGUUAGGGAUGACAUGGAGACGAUAAACGAGGUGCGGUCGAUCGCCGAGUCGCUGCACUGGGAGGUCCGGCUGUCAUACUCCCAGGAGAAGGAAGGCCUUCUGUUUGUGCAGAAGACCAUGUGGCGACCAAGUCCUUCUAGCUGAAGCAAAUCUCCGCAAUGAAACCAUGGAUCCAUUGAAAUACAUACAUAUACAUACAUUGAUAUCUGUCUGUGUAGAAGAAGGUGGAUUGGGUGUAGCAUAGCAUAUGAAUAUAUGAUGAUAUUGUUGCUGGCAAAUUCACUGCCGUUGAAUUAGCAUAGAUCAGGCGAGGCAGUGUGUAUGUCUGUAAUACCCCGUACAUGAUUACUGUUCAUGCUAGGCUCAGCAAGAUAUAUAUAUACACAUACAUAGCUAAAAAUAAGAUGCAAUUUUUUCGCA
Molecule: messenger RNA, 2685 nt
Organism: Brachypodium distachyon (stiff brome)
Lineage: Eukaryota; Viridiplantae; Streptophyta; Magnoliopsida; Poales; Poaceae
Product: probable methyltransferase PMT26
Exons: 8
Coding region: 259-2409 (716 amino acids)
Cellular component (GO): cytoplasm; trans-Golgi network; endosome
Molecular function (GO): methyltransferase activity
Source: RefSeq, a predicted model, not a curated record